Molecule: messenger RNA, 1352 nt
Organism: Plectropomus leopardus (leopard coralgrouper)
Lineage: Eukaryota; Metazoa; Chordata; Actinopteri; Perciformes; Serranidae
Gene: mrm2
Product: mitochondrial rRNA methyltransferase 2
Biological process (GO): RNA methylation
Cellular component (GO): mitochondrion
Molecular function (GO): rRNA (uridine-2'-O-ribose)-methyltransferase activity
Source: RefSeq, a predicted model, not a curated record
ACAUGACCCUGCCCAGCCAAAACAAUGUGGUUCCUCUCCCUCCAGAGGAGAUGUCUCCACUCCACAACAUGUUUGAUGAAGAAGUUAAAGGGGAAAAGUGUCGCCGAGCAGCGCUGGCUGCAGCGGCAGCUCAGAGACCCGUAUGUCAAAGCUUCUCACGCUCAAAACUUCCGGUGCAGAAGCGCCUUCAAGCUGCUGGAGAUAGAUGACAAGUUCAGGCUGCUGCAGCCCGGCUUCAGUGUGGUGGACUGCGGAGCUGCACCUGGAGCCUGGAGCCAGGUGGCUGUCCAGAGGGUCAACUCAGCCGGGACAGAUCCAGAGUUACCACAUGGUACAGUUGUUGGCAUUGAUCUGUUGCACAUACCACCUCUGGACGGUGCCCACUUCCUGUCUAGUCAUGAUGUCACUGAUCCCGUCACACACGCCAAACUGAAAGAGCUUCUACCCAAUGGCCGGGCUCACGUCAUCCUGAGCGACAUGGCGCCCAACGCCAGCGGUUUCCGAGAGAUGGACCACGAAAAACUCAUCACAAUGUGUUUGUCUUUGAUAGACUUGGCUGAGAGGAUCUUACAGCCAGGGGGCUCUCUGAUUUGUAAAUAUUGGGACGGGAUCCUUGCUCAUAAACUGCAGGAGAAACUCUCAAGUGUGUUCAAGAAUGUUCAGACUUUAAAGCCGAACGCCAGCAGGAAGGAUUCAGCGGAGAGAUUUUUCCUCUCUAGAAUGUACAAAAAGCCAGUAAAAUGAUCAUAUUUGUCUUUUAUUUUUCAAAUGUGCGUCCUAAAAUGAGCAAUAGAUGUCCAAUCUAGCAUUUUCUGGAGAUUCACAGACUGUGUUUUUGAUGAUAGGACAUGCAGAAGAGGCUUACUAAGUGUCUCUGAUCAAAGGGUGGCACUGUUGAGGCAUCAGUGAGGCUCACAGCUGCAGGCGAAGACACAUUAUAUACUGCCGGUGCUGAUUUUUAUCCUGCAAACUUAACACAGUAGCAGCCGUGGAUCCGUAAUAUGUAAACCUAUGCAAGAAUCAUCAGUGUGAUAUUCCUCAAGAGCCCGAUGCUGUUUUCUCUCAAGUUAUUGUUUGCCCCACAGUGUUUGUUCUACACAGUCAGUUUGGUAUUUGCUUUGUUACAGAAAGUCAUUUACCAGUGCUGCUUAUGCUAAUAAUUUUCACUGCCAGCCAUGUAGAAAUAUGUAAUCAUUCUCUCAUUCAGAGCGUAUGAAGGGACAACCUAAUACAGAGUCACAUACAGCAUGACUAAUGGGAAGUGGGAUGAUACUGAAGCUUGGCACACUGCAAGUGUUGUCAGGCUCUGCUCUCUGACAGUGCAGAGAUGUCCAUUUCCUGUGAAAAUAUUU